CAUCUCAAAUCCCAACGCAUUAGCUUCACUGUAAUUAUUUAAUUUUAGUAUGUGUCUCAGCCACGAGUCUUUCCUACAGUUGUUAGAAAACGUGUUGGGUGGAGGAAGCAUCAGUUCUGGUGGGCAUCUGCACAUUCCCCAAAUCAAAGCUUAUUUUUAUUUAUAAGAAUAUCUAUCUGUACAGUACAGGAGAGAAGAUAGAUGAAGGUCAUAAUCAUAGGCGAGGAGUUGAGAGUGAGUGGGCCUGGUGUUUGUGGAUGAGACAAGACUAGGCUUCUUGGAACCUCACCAAAUAACAGACCCCAGAGUGGAGUAAAACAGUAAUUAAUAAAAUAAUACUAAUAUUAAGAAAAAGAAACAGUGAUGAUGAGCAGAAAAUUAAUGGCGGAGAGGGCGAUAUAUAUCGUCUACGGAUUCAGUUGAAACUCGAAAAACCUGACCUUUUCUUCUCUAUAUUUGGGCUCGCUAGACGGGAAUCGUAUGUGGGAUCUCUUUGAUAUGUGUUAGUACCAUUUUUGGAAAGAAAUAAGUUGAUAUGAAUCCUGAAGAUAGGAUACCUGCAGACCCAUGGAUAAAGUCUACAUCUGGAUUUGAAUCACUCAACAGGCCUCUGAAUGGAAGAUCUUACACUGGCUUCAAUUCACAGGAGCAGAAGUGGGAAGGUGGUUCUUCAUUUAAUGAGUAUGGUGUACUGGUUGAGCAGCAAAUUUCUGAAUUCAAUCAAUUUGGGGCUCGGAAUCUCAUUCCCUGUGAUGUGAAUAAUAACCAUAAGCGAAUGAAUGAUCAUCAAGAGAAGCAGCAGAUGUACAAAGGAAAUGGAUGGAAUGCAGAACACAACUGGGAUCCGAAAGUGAUGCUGAACAAUCUUUCGUUCCUGGAGAAUAAGAUCCAUCACCUUCAAGAUUUAGUGCAUCUAAUUGUUGGGCGCAAAAGGGAUGCUCAGGAUCAACCAGACGAAGUUUUGGUUCAGCAACAGCAGCUCAUCACUGCCGACCUCACUUCAGUUAUAAUCCAAUUGAUAUCUACUGCAGGGAGUCUUCUUCCAUCUGUAAAGCAUACCCUUUGCUCUGAAAGUUCUGUUGCUCAGCAGCUCGGACACUUUGGAGUUACAAAUCCAUCAGCAGGCACUUUGGAGAAUGUGGUUCUCCGGCAUAACACCAGUGUAGGCAUGGUGGAAGAUCGGUCUGGUCAAAGUAGUAAUCUGGAGGCUGAACAACACUGCCCUAUCGAGGACCAUGAAAUGAAAAGUGACGAUGAUGCUGAAGGGGAGAAUCUUCCUCCCGGUUCGUAUGAAAUCCUGCAACUUGAAAAGGAGGAGAUCUUGGCGCCUCACACUCAUUUCUGCACAAUCUGUGGCAAAGGAUUUAAAAGAGAUGCAAACUUGCGGAUGCACAUGAGGGGUCAUGGGGAUGAGUACAAAACACCGGCUGCCCUUGCAAAGCCACAUAAAGAGUCCAGCAACACUGAGCCAAUUCUGAUCAAGAGGUAUUCCUGCCCUUAUGUUGGCUGCAAGCGAAACAAGGAACAUAAAAAGUUUCAGCCUCUGAAAACAAUCUUAUGUGUGAAAAAUCAUUACAAGAGAACCCAUUGCGACAAAACCUACACUUGCAGCCGAUGUCACACAAAGAAAUUUUCAGUCAUUGCAGAUCUGAAAACACACGAGAAGCAUUGUGGCCGGGAUAAGUGGCUUUGCUCCUGUGGGACAACAUUCUCCAGGAAAGAUAAACUAUUCGGUCAUAUCACCCUUUUUCAAGGCCAUACUCCUGCCAUUUCUGUGGAGGAAUCAAAAGGCACUGCUGGAGCAUCUAAUGAAAGACAAUGUGGUGAAACAACGAACAAAAUGGAAGUGCCAGGAGUUAACUUUAAGUCCAACGAUCCAAGCGGAAGCACCUAUCAAACUGCUAUGGAUGUAGAGGAUCCAUCGAGUUAUUUCUCACCUCUGGGUUUUGACACAGGUAAUAUUGGUGGAUAUACUGACUUUCCUCGACCUCCAUUUGAGGACUCGGACAGUGCAUUCUCUUUUCUGCUUCCAGGAUCUUGUGAUUAUCCUCCUAAGAGUGGCUGAUCAAAUAACUAUAGAGUAGAGCUAUUCAUGGGCAGGUGAUUCUCCCCUCCCUGAAUGCUACUAGUAGCUAUCUAUGUAUGUUGUUCAUUGGAAUCUAAUAAUAUUUUCUUUCACUGCAAUC
Molecule: messenger RNA, 2186 nt
Organism: Andrographis paniculata
Lineage: Eukaryota; Viridiplantae; Streptophyta; Magnoliopsida; Lamiales; Acanthaceae
Product: protein SENSITIVE TO PROTON RHIZOTOXICITY 1
Exons: 2
Coding region: 536-2065 (509 amino acids)
Biological process (GO): response to acidic pH; response to aluminum ion
Source: RefSeq, a predicted model, not a curated record